Condylura cristata (star-nosed mole) is the source of this 843-nucleotide messenger RNA. RefSeq names its product family with sequence similarity 3, member D (gene FAM3D). NCBI's taxonomy places the organism in Eukaryota, Metazoa, Chordata, Mammalia, Eulipotyphla, Talpidae. The coding region runs from base 1 to 843 and encodes 280 amino acids. The record is from RefSeq and is a predicted model, not a curated record. The transcript has 8 exons.
AUGGCUACCUCUUUGCUGACAGGGAUUCUUCGCACGCUGGUCCUCAUCUCUGUCAUGGCUAUCACAUGCAUCUUUAUCAGCACCUACACCAAAUUCAACAUGAAAACCUUCCACCCUCCCCGCUGGAUCGCAUUGAUGAAGACGAAGUGUGGCCUCCUCAAGACCUGUGCAGCCAACUUCUUUGCAUUUAAAAUGAAGAGCGGGGCUGCCAACGUUGUGGGUCCCUCCUUGUGCUUCGAAGACCAAACCAUCAUGAGUCCUGUGAAAGACAAUGUGGGCAGGGGCCUGAACAUCGUCCUGGUGAACGGAAGCUCCGGGGCCAUACUGAAACACGACUCUUUUGACAUGUACUCUGGAGAUCCUCUGCUUCUGCUGAAAUUCCUUAAAGAAAUUCCCGACGGCGUGCUGGUGCUGGUGGCCUCCUACGAUGACCCAGGGAGCAAACUGAAUGAUGAAAUCAGGGAGAUCUUCUCCAACUUGGGCAGUAACUAUGCAAAGCAACUAGGCUUCCGGGACAGCUGGGUCUUCUUAGGGGCCAAAGACCUCAAGAAUAAAAGCCCCUAUGAGCAGUACUUAAAGAACAACGCAGACUUUAACAAAUACGACGGCUGGCCGGAGAUGCUAGAGAUGGAGGGCUGUGUGCCCAGGAAGGGAGACCCCUGGGUGCGCCUCUUCUGCCCCUGGGUGCACCUCUUCUGCCCCUGGGUGCGCCUCUUCUGCCCCUGGGUGCGCCUCUUCUGCCCCUGGGUGCGCCUCUUCUGCCCCUGGGUGCGCCUCUUCUGCCCUGCAGAGAAAAGGACUGCUGUCUGGCUGCCCGGUGGGUCCUCAGCCGAGAGAUACUGA